This is a messenger RNA of Parathielavia appendiculata, 1416 nucleotides long. RefSeq names its product WD40 repeat-like protein. Gene Ontology annotation, biological process: iron-sulfur cluster assembly. Gene Ontology annotation, cellular component: cytosolic [4Fe-4S] assembly targeting complex. The transcript has a single exon. Gene Ontology annotation, molecular function: protein binding. Bases 1 to 1416 code for a protein of 471 amino acids. The record is from RefSeq and is a predicted model, not a curated record. NCBI's taxonomy places the organism in Eukaryota, Fungi, Ascomycota, Sordariomycetes, Sordariales, Chaetomiaceae.
AUGGAUACUGCGCCACCACCCGCCGCCAUCGUUCCAGCAAACUCGCCGCCUCCAAACCCCCAAACGGUAACCAUCACCCGGCUGCCGCCCUUCCAGCCGGACCUGUAUACCCGCGCCUGGUCCUCGGUCCCGCACCCGACCCUGCCGUUGCUUGCGACCGCUCACGCAAAGUCGGUCACCGUCUUCUCCCUCGCCACGUUUACUAAGCACAGCGCCCUGACGGGAGGCCACGCCCGCUCCGUCCGCACGGCUGCGUGGCAACCUCCGAGGAGUAAUAAUAGUAAUAAUAGCAAGAGGUUGGGACUGGUCACGGGGAGUUUUGAUGCCACUGCGGGCAUGUGGAGUUAUGAUGGUGAUUCUUCCGGGUCGGGGGAUGGGGAUGGGAACGAGGUGGUGCUGGAGAGGGAGGUGAAGAUGGACAGGGACGAUGAGCAGGACAGUGAUGGGGAGGAGGAGGAAAAGGAUUGGGAGUUCAACCUGGUGCUGGAAGGUCACGAGAACGAGGUGAAAUCGCUCGCCUUUUCCCCGGGCGGCGCGUACCUUGCCACGUCGAGCCGCGACAAAACCGUUUGGAUCUGGGAGGAUGUCUCGGCCGGGCCGGAGGACGAGGACGAGUGGGAGACGGUCGCCGUGCUGAGCGAGCAUGAUGGGGACGUCAAGGCUGUCGCGUGGUGUCCGUCGCAUUUGCCCAAUGCGGCGGGAAAGAGGGGGAAUUACAGUUCCGAUGUGCUGGCUAGCGCCAGCUAUGAUAAUACCGUCAGGAUAUGGCGGGAGGAUGCCGACGGGGAGUGGGUGUGCGUGGCGGUGCUGGAGGGCCAUGAGGGGACCGUUUGGGGCGUGCAAUGGGAGGGGAGGGAGAGGAAAAAUGGGAAGUUCCCAAGGCUGAUGACGUUUUCGGCGGAUGGGACGAUCAAGGUGUGGAGUUUGCGGGAGGAGGAGGAGGAGCAGGAUGGGGAUGGGGCCCAGCAGGAGGGGAAUCCGUUUCGGUCCGGGUUUGGCGGCAUUCCGAGUACCAUGAGGCGGUCCAUUAGGGAGGACUGGGAUUGCACGGCGGUGCUGCCCAAAGUGCACUCGCGAGAUGUCUACUCAGUAUCGUGGAGUGCCGACACUGGGUUGGUGGCUAGCACGGGCAGCGACGGGGUUGUCGCGGUGUACGCUGAAGAUGAGAGCGCGCCGGCGGACGCUCCCAUGCCCUCGCCGGGGGCAGAAGGCGCGGCAAAGGACGGCAUAGUCGCACCGAAAAGCAACUGGCGUGUGUUGGGCACCGUUUCGAACGCCCAUGGCCCGUACGAGAUCAACCACAUCACAUGGUGCAAGCGGUUUGACCCAGGCGCAGAGCUCAAGGGCAAGGAAGAGAUGCUGGUCACCACGGGCGACGAUGGUGUUGUCCGCCCGUGGCAGGUUAGGAUAUCAUGA